AUGCCUCCCGUAGCAGUCAGUGACAUCAACCUUCCUACUGAGUCCGCUCAUCCUCUUCCCGAGGCAAAGGACCCUCUCGCCUCUUCCGUCUCAACACCCCAACUUUUCUCUCUCGCAAACAAGACCAUUGUCAUUACCGGCGGCGGUCGUGGCCUCGGCAUCACUUUUGCUCUGGCUGUCCUCGAAGCCGGCGGCCACGCCGCCUGCCUCGACAUCCUCCCGGAGCCCGCUGCUAUCGAGUGGGCGCACCUCACCAAGCUGGCCAAGGCCAACGGCCUGUCCGUCACCUACCACAAGUGCGACAUCACCGACGAGGAAGCCACCCAAAAGGUUUUUGAAGACAUCGCCGAUGCCGCCGACGCCCGCGGCGCUCCCUUCUGGGGUGCCAUCGCCUGCGCCGGCAUCCAGCAGAAGAUCCCUGCUCUAGAGUACCCUGUCGCCGACUUUGAGCGCAUCCAAAAGGUCAACGUCGUCGGCGUCUUUGUAACCGCCAAGCACGCGGCUCGUAUCCUUGUCAACCGCAAGAGCAAGGGUAGCAUCCUGCUCAUCUCCAGCAUGUCCGGAGAGAUCGCCAACCGAGGUUUGACUUGCAGCGCGUACAACACCAGCAAGGCUGCCGUGCAGCAAAUGUGCCGGUCCGUCGCCCAGGAAUGGGGCCAGUAUGGAAUCCGCGUCAACACCCUCUCUCCUGGCUACAUCCGCACCGCCAUGACCGAUCAGCUCCUGCAGGCUGAGCCCGACGUCGAAAAGACCUGGAUGCGGGGUGCCCUGCUCCAGCGCUUGGGUAAACCUGAGGACUUUAAGGCUCCGGCCGUCUUCUUGUUGUCUGAGGGAAGCUCAUUUAUGACCGGUGCUGAUCUCCGCGUUGACGGUGGCCACUGCGCGUCGGCAUAA
This is a messenger RNA of Colletotrichum truncatum, 894 nucleotides long. Its product is annotated as D-arabinitol 2-dehydrogenase. Gene Ontology annotation, molecular function: oxidoreductase activity, acting on NAD(P)H, oxygen as acceptor. Gene Ontology annotation, cellular component: intracellular anatomical structure. NCBI's taxonomy places the organism in Eukaryota, Fungi, Ascomycota, Sordariomycetes, Glomerellales, Glomerellaceae. The record is from RefSeq and is a predicted model, not a curated record.